UUAUCCACACCAACAUCAUCACCAAUACCCCCAUGCCACGUAACUAAUCGCUAAGGACGUAAUGGGGGAGUUAAAAGAGAAAAUAAGGCCAUUAAAAUCCCACGUAUCCAAGUCGAGUCAGUCAGUGUUGGCCUGCAUGUGUCACUGAGAGGUGCUGGCAGAAUGGAUGGGACGCCUGAAGUGAUGGAGACUGCCGCUGAGGAGGUGGCUGCCGAGCCUCUUGUUGGGAUGCUAGACAUGGUCCUUCUCACCUUGCUGGCGGGUGUCUCCGUUUACUAUUUCUUCAUAAGGGACACGAGCAAGAAGGAAGACAGCAAUGCCCUUAAAAGCUUCACUAUAUCUCCCACUCAGCUGACACCCCGGGCCAAUGACUCAAGCUUCAUAUCAAAGAUGAAGUCAUCAGGGAGGAAUGUUAUUGUGUUCUAUGGCUCCCAGACAGGCACUGCCGAAGAGUUUGCAGGAAGACUGGCCAAGGAAGCGACCCGUUAUGGAAUGAAGGGCAUGGUGGCUGAUCCUGAGGAAUGUGACAUGAGUGAACUGUCUCAGCUGGCAGAGAUUGAGAAUCACUUGGCAAUAUUUUGUGUUGCCACUUAUGGGGAAGGAGACCCCACAGAUAAUGCUCAAGAAUUCUACGAAUUUCUGCAAAAUGGCGAUGAAGAGCUCAAUGGAGUACAGUUUACAGUGUUUGGUUUGGGGAACAAGACUUACGAGCACUACAAUGCCAUGGGGAAGUAUGUUGACAAGCGGCUGAUUGAGAUGGGAGCGCAGCAGCUGUUUGAGUUAGGGUUGGGUGAUGAUGAUGCCAACAUGGAGGAUGACUUCAUCACAUGGAAGGAUGCCAUGUGGCCAAAGGUUUGUGAAUCAUUUGGCAUUGAAGCUCAGGCACAAGACAUCAACAUGAGACAGUACAAACUGACGGUCCAUGAAGAGUAUGAUCCAACGCGCCUUUUCACUGGAGAAAUCGCUCGUCUAAACUCACUUAAGGUUGGCAGUCAGAGACCACCAUUCGAUGUCAAAAACCCCUUCAUGGCUGAAAUUGCCAUCAAUCGGGAGUUAUUUAAGGGUGGAAAUCGCAACUGUCUACACAUAGAGUUGAACAUUGAAGGGUCAAGGAUAAGAUAUGAUGCUGGAGACCAUGUGGCUGUGUACCCCAUCAACGACCAGGCCCUCGUGGCCCGUCUGUGUGAGUUGGUUGGUGAGGAUCCUGAGAAGGUCAUUACGCUCACAAAUGUUGAUGAAGACAGCAGUAAGAAGCACCCGUUCCCAUGCCCCUGCACCUACCGUGUUGCUCUCUCCCAUUACGUUGACAUCACUUCCCUACCCAGAACUCAUGUGCUUAAAGAAAUUGCUGAAUAUGCAACAGAUAAUAAGGAAAAAGAAAAGCUGCUGCUACUGAGUAGCACAAGUGAGGCAGGAAAGGCAGAGUACCAGCGUUGGAUUGUGCAAGAUGUGAGAAGCAUUGUUCACAUCCUGGAGGACCUGCCGUCAUGUAAACCUCCCCUUGACUAUCUCUGUGAGCUGAUGCCCAGGCUACAGGCAAGGUAUUACUCCAUCUCAUCAUCAGGCAAGCUGUACCCCAACACCAUCCAUGUCACAGCCAAUGUGCUCAAGUAUGAGACUCCAACUGGACGAGUGAACAAGGGUGUUUGCACCACAUACAUGCAGCAGCUCAAGCCUGACAAUGGCACCAAGUAUCACACUCCUGUCUUUGUCAGGAAGUCACAGUUCAGAUUACCAAGCAAGCCUCAAACUCCAAUUUUGAUGAUUGGCCCCGGCACGGGCAUUGCUCCUUUCCGAGGGUUCAUUCAGGAGAGAAACCUCCAAAAGGAAGAAGGCAAGCCUGUUGGGGAGACCAUACUGUACUUUGGUUGCCGUAACAAGGACAAGGACUAUCUGUAUGAAGAAGAGCUGACUGCUUAUAAGGACUCUGGACUGUUAAAGCUGUAUGUAGCAUUCAGUCGGGACCAGCCGCAGAAAGUGUACGUGACACACCUCCUGGAAGAAAACAAGGAAGAAGUUUGGCGAAUUAUUGGCAAGGAAAAUGGCCACUUGUAUGUCUGUGGAGAUGCAAAGUGUAUGGCCAGAGAUGUUCACGCCCUUAUCAGCAAGAUUUGCCAGACCGAGGGAGGUAUGACACCGUCUGAAGCUGAGCAAUACGUUAAGAAGAUGAUGAACCAGAAACGAUACUCGUCAGAUGUUUGGAGUUAAGUGUCUGUAAGGUGAAAUAUUUAUCUGCAUUACUUUUAAACAAUCAUGUUACAUGUUAGCUAAUUGUAAGUAAGCCCAAUAGUAUAUUGGGUGCAUUAUACAUAUGAUAAAUAGUAUGCUAUUUCUUACAUUUCAUGUGAAGAUUUUAUACUUCUGGAGUUGUGUUAUGUCAAAAUAGUAUUUGGCAAGCUGAAGUGCAACAUUUGUAUAAAUUUUGUACAGUCUGAUAACCAUAAGAUUGUGAAUUAUGGAUAAGAUAUUUAGGUAUGUCAUGAUGGCCAGCAACAGCCAACACUGGUUAUGUGUGUGAGGAUGGUGGUGCUUCCUCACAGUAUGCACGCACACACUCAGACCGUAUCAUGUGUACAGGAUUAAAGUGUAUGCACUUCAGACAAUCUUUUUCACAUAUUUUUAGUAUCUUGAGUUUUACACCGUUUUUAUCUUUGGUAUUGUAAAGCUAAAUUCCAUUUCUCUAAAUGUUCAUUCAUAGUUUUUGAUUAAGUUCCUUAUUAAAAUGACAUCAAGUGAAUGGCCUGAUCAAAAUUUUCCACCAUCUCGGGACUGAAGAAGCAACAUAAGUUUUGAUAGUUUACAGCUUAACACAAAACAUAUAUUGCUGGUGCUACAAUUUGAAAUUCAAUGUUCAUACAAGAAUUUGAUAAAAAUGUAUUUACAAAUUAUGUAAAUUGUGGACCAUAUUAUAUUUGACGUUCUAUGUAUAAUGUAAGAUUAUUUGAAAUUUUUACAGUUCAAAGUUUAUGUAGUUGAAUUUAUAUUUAUUAUUCCGAAGAUAUAAUUAAAUUAUUUGUUGAACCUUCUAAAAUGCAGUAUAUAAUUUCUCCAUGAGGCCUUAGAACCUGUGUAUGUGUAUCCUAAUGAUCAUUAAAACUGUAAUGAGCUGGCUUUGCAUAAAAAGAUUGAGGCCUUAACCGUACAAAAAUUACAUAAUUAAAUUUUUACGUGUU
Eriocheir sinensis (Chinese mitten crab) is the source of this 3173-nucleotide messenger RNA. Its product is annotated as NADPH--cytochrome P450 reductase-like. The record is from RefSeq and is a predicted model, not a curated record. The transcript has 14 exons. Lineage: Eukaryota; Metazoa; Arthropoda; Malacostraca; Decapoda; Varunidae. Gene Ontology annotation, cellular component: cytosol. Gene Ontology annotation, molecular function: NADPH-hemoprotein reductase activity; FMN binding; flavin adenine dinucleotide binding. The coding region runs from base 163 to 2208 and encodes 681 amino acids. Gene Ontology annotation, biological process: response to hormone.